ACCCCAAACACGCGAAUGUCUCCACCACGGAGCUCCGGUUAUCAGUUCUGCCUUCCCUCUAGGCCAGCAGUGCCAUUCUGCCCCGCCUCGGCCGAGCUCUCUCUCCACGGCUCCCCACCCCAGCCCCCGUCCUUGCCCGCCCUUCCCGCCGCCUCGUUCCGCCCUCGCCUUCGCGUUUCCUGUCCGAGCGGAGGAGGUUUGGCCCUGCGGCGCUACCGUCUCCCAGCUGCUGCGUUGAGCAUCAUGGCGGUGUCUCUCUCAAUGUCAGCGGCGCUGAGGGGCCUCGUCGCCAGGAGCGGUGCGGCUGCGGUCCGCCCGCCGCCGCCCAGGUCACUGAGCACUUCCACAUGGCGGCUGGCGCAGAACCAAACUCGAGACACGCAACUCAUCACAGUUGAUGAAAAUUGUUUAUGUUUUUUUUUUAAACUGGACAUCACCUUAUCACCUUUUACUUGCAUUUCAGAAGGAUCAAGAACAGGUGGAAGAGGGGAUAUGGAUAUCUCUACUUUAACUGGUGUUCCAGAUGAGCACAUCAAAACCAGAAAAGUUCACAUUUUUGUUCCAGCACGUAAUGCAAUGCAGUCAGGAGCUAACAAUACAAAGAAAUGGAAGAUGGAAUUUGAUAACAGGGAGCGCUGGGAGAACCCUUUAAUGGGCUGGGCAUCUACAGCUGAUCCUUUAUCCAACAUGGUUCUUACUUUCUCUACUAAAGAAGAUGCCAUUGCUUUUGCUGAAAAAAAUGGCUGGAGUUAUGAUGUCGAAGAGAAGAAGAUGCCAAAACCUAAAUCCAAGUCUUACGGUGCAAAUUUUUCUUGGAACAAAAGAACAAGAGUGUCUACAAAAUAGGCUGGCAUUGGGUGUGUGACUGGGAAUAAAGUCAGCUGUGCUGUAUUUAUAGUCCAUGUAUAAUACAUCUCUUAAUCUCCUAAUAAAUUUGACCUUUAAACUACA
Molecule: messenger RNA, 951 nt
Organism: Serinus canaria (Common canary)
Lineage: Eukaryota; Metazoa; Chordata; Aves; Passeriformes; Fringillidae
Gene: NDUFS4
Product: NADH:ubiquinone oxidoreductase subunit S4
Exons: 7
Coding region: 16-846 (276 amino acids)
Biological process (GO): electron transport chain
Source: RefSeq, a predicted model, not a curated record